Messenger RNA from Aspergillus oryzae RIB40, 450 nucleotides. RefSeq lists its product as uncharacterized. The record is from RefSeq and is a predicted model, not a curated record. The coding region runs from base 1 to 450 and encodes 149 amino acids. NCBI's taxonomy places the organism in Eukaryota, Fungi, Ascomycota, Eurotiomycetes, Eurotiales, Aspergillaceae. The transcript is spliced from 3 exons.
AUGCAGCAGACCAACAUUUCCGGUAUCGAACUUUCUGGGUUAUCUACUUCUUGGAGAAAACUCUUUCUUUUCAUCACGGCAAUACCUCGCAUCCUUGCUCAUCUACCCUUAUCAGCGUUGUUUAUUCUCUUUGACCUCGUUAUUCACAACCCGACUCAUCCAGAAACGGCUAGCAAUCUUGCUCUGCUGGAGGUAGCUGGAGGCCACUUUAGUAGGCUGGAGUAUGCUACCGGCGGUUCAUUACCAAGCUCUGUGCUUGCUGAGUUUGCAUAUAUUGCCCGGACUUUCGUCCGUACAUAUCGCGUGGAGGGAAACGAUGGAAGUACCAUCGCAGUGCCGACUAAUGUGAACAUUGAUCUACCACGUAGACAAGAUGAUAGCCUUCCCUCAGCCGCGUCUUUCUUGGAAAAUGAAAACACAGAAGCUGGUGCCGGUUCCUGUUCCGAGUGA